Molecule: messenger RNA, 963 nt
Organism: Cyclocybe aegerita
Lineage: Eukaryota; Fungi; Basidiomycota; Agaricomycetes; Agaricales; Hemipholiotaceae
Source: the annotation of a GenBank genome assembly
AUGGACGUGUGGUCGCCGGAGGAGUUGCGAACGUUGCUCAUUAUGUUCAAACUCGAUGUGCUGCAGGGUAAGGCCCUCUUCGAUAAAUAUGGGCCAAGCCCCAGGAUUAUCAUCGACAUUCUCCGAAAAAGAACGCCGGAAGAAGGUUACGUUCAGGAUAUCAAAACAGCAGCCGCCACACUUGCGCACCACUUCUUGGUAAUGUUUCUCAAUAUCGAAAGCCUUGAUUUCAGUGGCGAUGUUUCGUCCAAGAUAUUCACUGUCAGACCCAAAAAACACGAUCGGCGACUGGCUGCUCUGUCCAUCCCGACGCCGCUUAUCGCCAGUGCCCUCGGGGUAGCUCUUUCUUCUCAGGACGAAGCCACACAACACACCUUCUUCAGCAUGCUCAAAGGACAUCCAUCUCUUCGCGGUGCCGCCAGAUGGCUCUUCGAGAGUUACGCCCAUGUAUACUUCUCUAACCUAACUCGUGGCACCCUUAAAGCGUAUUGCGCCGAUCCAAAAUUAGCCUCGCUCUCCAUCCCUUACACCGCCGGGAUGAUAGCAGGCUCGACCGUGCUGAACAAAAUCCAGCCACCCCACAAUUUCUAUUGGCGACCUCGAGAAACCAACUACUCCGGUGUUGACGCUGUAAUUCGUGUUGACAACGAUGUUUACGCCCUGCAGUUUACGAUAAGCAGCGCUCAUAGGUCUGCGACAGACGGCCUCAAGAAGGUUCACAAGGAUAUGAAUCACAUAUCAGGCGUCACAUGGCACUUGGUUAUGGUAGGGUUAGAACAGUGCAAUGCAGAAUCUGCCCGCGAUAGCCAGAAGUUGACAGAUGGUUGGGAGGUAACGCGGGUUUACGCGUGUGAGCUGCCGCUUGUUAAGCUCACAGAACAGGUUCAAGAGAAGCUUCAGAAUGUUUUCGACGAGUCCAGCAAUGAUUAUCCAAGAGCGAACUCAGAUAUGGCAAUGGUCUAG